Molecule: messenger RNA, 2325 nt
Organism: Paraphaeosphaeria sporulosa
Lineage: Eukaryota; Fungi; Ascomycota; Dothideomycetes; Pleosporales; Didymosphaeriaceae
Exons: 2
Coding region: 1-2325 (774 amino acids)
Source: RefSeq, a predicted model, not a curated record
AUGGCGCAUUCACCCCAAUCGCGCCCCGCCAUGGUCGAAUUGGGUGGUCAACAUCUGCAUGAGCACCAACCCAUACACGACACUCCCGCUGGCGUCCGCAGAAGCGACCAGCGUUCCGCUUCAUCCGACGAAGCCGCCCCGAAUAACACCGGCCAUGCGGGCGGCCGCGGCAAUGGCCAAGCUACCACCGAUGAAGCAUCCAAUGAGGAUGACGACGAAGACAGUAGUGCUGCUCAAGACGACCUGGAAGAGGACGAAGAAGAUCCAGACACAAUCGCCCCGUCUCAUGGCCGUGGCAAGGGCAAAGGUAAAGGGAUACGCCCCUCAAUCUACAUCGAGCCUGUCGAUGAAGACGAGUCACACGCCGAAGAAGAAUCAGUUCUUGGCGAAACGGGGCUGACUGUCAGCAAACACCCCGUUAGCAGCCUGCUAGCCGGGAACAAGAAGCGUACCUUCAGCAACCUUUCUAACACCUCAGUGUUGUUUGGAGAUGAUGAAUUGGACAACCAUAGCUUCCCCCGACGCAAGGUGGCGCGGAAGCUCAGCAACGGCACCUUCAAGCCUCUGUUGAAAUACAAGGAGAAUGCUAACGAGGACAUGAAUGACAUUGAGAACGCUAUCGAGACGGACGACGAAGAUUACAGCGGUGUCAACCUCGUGCCUGAGGAUGACGAUUCCGAAAUAGAAGAUAUUGAGCAUCAAGAAGAAAGCUUCAUCAUUCAAGAAGAGGAGCACGGUACUUCUGCUCUCAUCAAUCAGUUCAAUGAUGCACGGCGACUGAGCCUCGAUAGCCUGGCGAGCGACAACAUCUUCGACUUCACUGCACCACUGGACCAGACCUAUGAUGUGAACCACGCCGACAUGGGCUUUGCCCGAUUUUUUGAACCGGCUCCUAUACCAACGUCGCCUGAAGUGGUAGCCAAGAGGAAAUUUUCAGACAGCUCUACUAAGCGUGUCCGUUUUGACGAUGAAGUCCAGAUGUCGGACAGCUCAAGCUCCUCUUCGGAUGAAUUGGACAGUUCUCUCUAUCCUGACCUGUUCCUUGAUCAGGAUAAGCUACCUGCAAGCUUGUCUCAGCUUUUAGAAUAUGAUCAAGACGAGGAUUACGGUGAUUAUGAUUCUCCUGCAUCCGAGAUGUCUUUCUGGGACUUCGGUCAAGAUGAGUUACAUCAAAGCACUGCAGGAGCCGAAGAGUUUGAGGAGUCUUCCGACCCCGGGUCCAGUGGUUAUGAAACUGACAUGGGUGAUACUACUGAUGAAUACGAGUCCGAUUCGGAUGCCCCUCCUGAAACACCGCUACGCAAGAAAUCAGUCCUGCGUCAGCCUCCUUCAGCACCUGGUUCCAGGUUCAACAGUCCACAAGCUUUCGAGCGAUCGUCCAAACCCAUAGGCCGUGCCAUUCCCCCAACUCGCGGAAUCUUCAUCCACGAGGAUUUCAGCAAAGCCAUCGCAUUCACUAACCGCACCACGAAGAGGCUUACCUUUUAUCGCCCGCGAACUCCCCUGAUAUCCUGGGUUCCCCUCAAUGGUGCGCAGAGUAGCUCCACCAGCAAUGCCAAUGACAGUCCUCGUACUUCGCUAGCACAACUGAAUGCCUCAGAUAGCGAAGUCAGCAACGAGGUCUUCAGCAACCCUUUCACAACUUCGGACAUCAUGCUCACCGGGAUAUUCGGCUCGGCUCCUUCCAACGACUACUUUUUUGGUACCGACAGCAUAGGACCACCGGAAGCAUUCUACCCUUUUGUCAGCAUUGGAACAAACGGCGCGGUCUUGGACGACGAAGAUGAUCCCGAGGAUGAAGACUACGAAGACGAUCUCAACAUCACGGAUUUCAUGGACUUCGGAUCCGACGUCGAUGCCACGGACGUGGAGCAGGACGAUGAUGAGACGGACAUCCCCGCUACCCCGGCGGUCUCUACGACGGCGAUGCCGGGUUCCACCCCUGCCAUGUCUACACCCAUGGUCGAUACGCCCACCACUCGCAAGCGAACAACUUCUGACGCGAUGCUCCAACAUUUCGACCGUGGAGUAGUUACUGCCUUCCGUAACAAUCAGAACCGCUACCGCGAUAUCGCCCAGUUACCCUCCGAUCCAACUAUUCGAGCUUCUGUCUCCCGUCCUGUCCGAUCUGGGAAGUCGGCCGAGACUCUCAUGACUCCGCUUCGCAAGCGGCCGACGAGAAGGACAGCUAAGUCGCCCUUCCAAGCCAGCUCGCCUAUGGUCAACGCCAGCUCUCCUCUGAGUGGCGUUACCAAGGCCUCAUCUCGGCUCAACAAAUCGCUCAUGAAUCCUCCUCGCGCUCCGAGAAUGGGAGCAUUCACCUAG